Daktulosphaira vitifoliae (grape phylloxera) is the source of this 2957-nucleotide messenger RNA. RefSeq names its product DNA repair protein complementing XP-C cells (gene Xpc). Gene Ontology annotation, cellular component: nucleus; cytoplasm; nucleotide-excision repair factor 2 complex. The record is from RefSeq and is a predicted model, not a curated record. The transcript is spliced from 6 exons. Lineage: Eukaryota; Metazoa; Arthropoda; Insecta; Hemiptera; Phylloxeridae. Gene Ontology annotation, molecular function: single-stranded DNA binding; damaged DNA binding. Bases 224 to 2695 code for a protein of 823 amino acids. Gene Ontology annotation, biological process: mismatch repair; nucleotide-excision repair.
UUGGCGCUAUUAAAUAUUUCGUAACUAUUAAAAUUUUAUUAAUACAAAAAUCUUAGGCAAUGUGAUUGAAUGUUUGGGAAUUUUGGAUUUAUAAAUAUAUAUUAAUUAAUAUAUUAUAUUAAUGUAUUAUAAAAGCUUUAUCAUUUCAUAAUUCAAAUAGUUGAAUAGAUGAUCAAUUCAUUUUUUCUCAUUACAUAAAUAUUUCAAUACAAUACUAUUUAUAAUGUUACGAAGAUCGAAACGCAACAUAAAAUCAUCUGAAGGAAUUGACAAUUCUCUUGAAGCAAUCCUACCUACUAAAAAAAAACAAAAAUUAAAAGACAAUCCUAGAGAUAUCUCACUGCAUAAUUCUGAUGAUGAAUUAAUGGAAUCUGAUUAUGAAUUAAUGCCUAGCUCUAUCUUAAAGUUAUCAGAAACUGAAUCAGAAUCAGAUGACAAUGAUUCAAAUAUUAUUGUUAAUAACAAUAUAAAAUCAGUUCCAUUAUCUUACAAAUCAAGUAGUGAAAGUGAAGAUGAUACAGUUUGUGAAACAAAUUUUGAUUUUAGUGCUGUAUUAAAUUCCCAAAACGAUAAAAAAAAAGUGUUGGAGACUUCUACAUUAAAGAUUAAUUUAAAUAAUGAUAAAGAAAAAAAUAACUGCGAUAUUUUAGAUAUUGCCACAAUGUUAUGUAAAGGAGAAAAAUUAAAAAUGAAUCCAGAACUGGAUGAUAUUAAAGAUAUAGAAAAUGAUAAUAAACAAGAAGAAAAUUACAAAAUUCCAGAUGCAGUGGAAGUAAUAAUUAAACUUCCUAAUAAUGUCAAGUGUAAGAAACUACAGGAUAUGGAAGUAUUAUUGAAAAGACGAAUGAAUGUAAUAUGUAAAGAAACUCAAGUACUAGUUCAUAAAGUGAAUUUGCUUUUAUGGAUAUUUUAUGGAAAUCGCUUAAAUGAGAUCCUCAACUCACCAGAAGUGAUGUCAUCUGCAUUGUCUCUAAUUCCUUCAGAAAAAGCUUAUCCACCAAAGCAAUGUGACUUAGUUUAUUUAGAAAAUUAUAUUAACUGGUUUUCAAAAAAAAUAAAAUUAGCAUCUAAAACAGAUCCUUUACAAAAAAUAACAGUAACAACAUUAGUUGAUCAAUUUUCUAAUUGUUUAGCUAAAACACGCUUUGAUUUAAUUGCUAUGUUUAUAUCCAUGUUAAGAUCAUUAGGGUUAAAUGUAAGAUUAGUUAUUAAUUUAAAUGCAAUUUCUAUUAAACCAAACUUAGAACUACUAGGGUCAACAAACAGUAAAGAUAAGGCAAAAUCUGAAAAAAUAGUUGAAACUCAACAAAAAACUCCUUCCAAAUCUGAAUAUUUUAAAAAUAAACAUGAAAAAUCUGUUUCAAAAGACAAUAACAAGUGCAAGAUAAAAAGAAAAAAAACUUGUGACCAAAUUUCUGAUUCUUCAAAUGAAGAUGAUAAAAUAUUUGUAAAAAGAGAUACAAUAAAGAAGCUUAAACAUAUAAAACAAAAAGUUACAACAUCUCAGACUAAAAAAAUUGAGACAAAAGUAAGAAAAACCUCCAAUAUUAAAAAAUUAAAAGAAAUUGAUAAAAUUGAUCGCCGUGUCCUAUCUACCGACGAAGAAGAUAUUAUUUCCAAUGAUACUUUAAAAAACAAAAAAAAUGAUUUUUGGGUGGAAGUAUUUCUUGAAAUGGAAGAAAAGUGGUUUAGUGUUGAUGUUAUAAAUAAACGUUUACACUGCAUUAAAGAAAUCUAUAAUGGGACAUCACAUCCUAUGCGAUAUGUUUUAGCUUGGUAUAAUGAUAAUAGUAUCAAGGAAGUAACAAAAAGAUAUGAUCCUUUCUUUCACACUUUAACUAGAAAAAUACGAGUUGACCAAAAGUGGUGGGAAUCAACUUUAAGAUUGUAUAAACCUUUGCCUAAUUUUAGAGAACGUGAAGAAGAUGAAGAGUUAGAUAAAAGACUUGAAGACAUACCACUUCCCAAGACAGUUUCUGAGUACAAAGAUCACCCACUGUAUGCACUUGAAAGACAUUUACUUAAAUUUCAAGCUAUAUAUCCACCAAAACCACCUAUUCUUGGAUAUAUUCGAAAUGAACCAGUUUAUUCAAGAGAAAAUGUUCAUGAGCUAAAUGGACGAGAAAAUUGGCUAAAAGAAGCUCGGGUUGUUAAAGUUAAUGAACAAUUUUACAAACAAGUUAAAGCACGCCCAAGAUUUGAUAAAAAUGGCGUUAGAACUGAUCCUCCACCUUUAGAAUUAUUUGGUUAUUGGCAAACUGAACCUUAUGAUCCACCAACAGCUUGUGAUGGUAAAGUUCCAAGGAACUGUUAUGGAAAUGUAGACUUAUUUAAACCCAGUAUGUUACCAAAGGGUACUGUUCAUCUCAAGCUUCCAGGAUUGUUGAGGAUUGCUAAAAAACUUAACAUUGAUUGCGCACCUGCGGUUGUUGGUUUUGAUUUUCAUUCUGGUGGUUCACAUCCAGUGAAUGAUGGAUUUGUAGUUUGUGAGGAAUAUAAAGAUACCCUUAUAGAUGCAUGGAAUCAAGAAUUAGAAGAAAGUCGUAAAAGAGAGCAAAAACGUUAUGAAGAUCGGGUAUAUGGUAAUUGGAGACGUUUAGUGAAAGCUGUUUUAAUUAGAGAAAAGUUAAAAAUAAAAUAUAAUUACUUUAAAAAUAAUCAGAUAAAGCCAUCAAGUUCAAAAGCAUCUUUUUAAAAAGUACAAUUGGUGAAAUUAUUUAUUUUUACUAUUUUCCUAUUAUUUGUGAUGUUAUUUUUUGAGAUUUAUUUUUUUUACAAACUAUCAUACUUUUUUUACUUUUUUAAGUUAUAACUAUAUGUAUAUAUGUAUUGGAUUUGAUGUUUUCUUUUUUUUUGAAAUAUUUAUUUUUUUGGUGCCAUUAAAUUGUUAACUAUUUACCAAAAUAAACUUGUAUUAAUAUUAAUUAUAUAAUGAAUACUUAUAAUAUUAUGAGUAA